GAUAUCUGUGUCUAUACAACUAAAAAAAGUAUAAAAAUAUCUUUAUGACAUAAGUUUAUUUGAACAAAUAUUCCUCUCAUAUGCUAUAACGCUUUUUAAAAUAUCCUUUCUCUUCUGCUCGGCGGCCCAAAUACUUCUCAUCCCCACUCCCCAGCGUCCUCUGCUCUGCCGCCGCACCCAACUAAAGCGCAGUGCGUGGCCAGUAGUGUGGACGUGCGGUGGCUUCACGCUCGCACCGCUCGCCAGCCCGGACCCUAAUCCAGCGUGCUUGGCGCGAGCACGGAAGGAAUCCCCGUAGCGAGGAAGGAAUCACCGGCAGCGGGUGGAAAGCUUCACGGGGCCCAAGCAGGGGCUGCAGGAGGCCGCGACCGGGCUGUUUCGGCUCAUGCCUGGAUCUGGGGGAGAGGGACGCGCGGAGCCGCGCCGCGCCGGAUCCCGUUCGUCGGCGCCCGGAUGGUGAUCAGCGGUUCCAGGGUUUACAAGUAACGUUUGCACAACAAUAGUGAACUAGGUACACACUACAAGAUGACAACUGAGGUCAAUCAAAACUUUUUUGCAUGGUCACAGGAGGAAACUUCGGUGCAAGAUCUUUCACAGGGAACAUCACAAAUGUUUGGUCAUGGUUCCAUAUCUUUUGGAAGAUUUGACUUGGAAUCAUUAGAAUGGGAGAAAUGGUCUGUAUUUACCAAUGACAGGCGUCAUGAAGAGUUUGGAAAGUUCAAUGGAUUAGUUGCGAAGAAGAAGGCAUACUUUGAAGAAUACUUUAAGAGGAUUAGGGAGCUUAAGGCUUUACAGCAACAGGACCAGCAAACUGAACUUCAUCUGGAGUACUGUGGUGAUGGCAGCGAUUCUAGUCAAACAGGAGAAUAUGAACCAGCUGCAGCCCAUGGAGCUCCUACUGAAUCUGAAACACUUGUUGAAGAUUCCACAAAGCAGACAGCAGCUGCAACCACGUUUGAACAUGGAACGGAAUGCUACGGUUAUCAUGAGAAUGGGAGUUUAGUUAAUGAAAUUUCUGCACCAACCCAUUUUUCACCUGUUGGUGAUUUGCAGCAUAUAGGCAAACAAAUGAAAGGAAGUGUUAGUGGCAAAAUGGAUAUAUUGAAGCAAGAUGCUAAUUCCAGCCAAGAUGUUCCUAUGAUCCAUGAGAUUAUGAUCACUCCUAACAAACGAGCAAUUGAGAAAGACUCUCGGGUUGGUCAGGCUUCAAAAACAAUUUCGAAGACUGUCAAGGUGACUUCUAGUAAUGUUUCUGAUCACACAUACGUUUCCAAGGGACCCUGUUCAGGCGAGCCUAGUGUGAUAAACCAGAUGGCGAAACCAGAAAAUAUCCUGUCAUUGCGGAGGCCAAGAGAAGCAACCAGUGAUUUAGUUGGCACCACAGCAAGAAGUGGUAUUACAGGUGUAAGAAGACCUUCAGCAGCAUUACAACGGCCCUCUACCAAAGAACGGCGACCUGUCACAAAAGAUGCUUCAAGGAAGCAUGCUGAAGUUACCACCCCAUGCCGUCCAUCUACUUCUGAAAGACGCACGGUGACCGGAGAGUCGGCACUAAAGCCUGAAAACAAUGCUAUUCCAUGUCGACCUGUUACCGCUCACAGACGCCCUAUCACCAAAGAAUCAGCAACAAGGCAAUGCAGCAUUGCUACACCACGCCGGCCUUCUACUGCUGACAGGCGCCCUGCCACCAAAGAUCUAACACCAAAGCUAUCCAACAUUGCUGCCCCACAUCGACCUUCUACUGCUCACAGGCGCCCUAUAUCCAAAGAGUCGGCACCAAAGCAUUUCAAUGUUGCUAGCCCACAUAGACCUUCUACUGUUGAAAGGCACACUAGUGGCAGAGAUAUGACAUCGAAGUAUGUUGGUAUUGCUACCUCAUAUCUGCCAUCUGCUGUCAAACAGCGCCCUAUCACUGGAGAGGGUGCACAUAAGCAUGCUGAUGUUGUCACCCUGAGCUGUUCUACUGCUGAUAGGCGCCCCAUUAGAGACGUUGCACCAAAGUAUGCCACUUUAGCUCUGCCAAGGAGACCGUCUACUGCCGAGAGGCACCCCAUUGCUAGAGAUAUUGCACCAAAGAAUGGUUUAUCACUCAGACCUUCUACUGCAGAGAGGCGAACCAUUGCUAGAAAUGUUGAACCAAAGCAUGCACCGGCACAGAGGCCUUCUACUGCUGAGAGACGUCCUGUUACCAGAGAGACUGUACUGAAGCAAGCUAAUGUUGCCAACUCAUGUUUACCUUUGACGCCAGAUAGACGCCUCACCAAAAAAGGUGACAUUUCCACCCUUGAGUGCCCUUCUACAGGAGGAAGGUGCCCUAUCACCAGUGGUACUGCACUCUGGUCAAGAACAAUGCCGUACUAUUCAAAGGGUGCUUUGGUCACAGAAGUUACUCCCCAGAAGACAAUAACUCCCAGGGUUGUUAGAAACAGCAAGCUAGAAAACCUAAGGUGCUAUGCAAAAGAAAGGGUGGAACUUCAAGUGGAUAGAAAGCAAAAGUCAAGUCUUUUUAACCUGUCCUCGAAGAAAACAUUGACUUCCAACGUUAGAGAUGACCAAGGUCUUGAAAUGUUCAAAAAGCCAAACAAGGAGGGGGGAGUUCGGGCUCAUGCAUACAAAUCAAAUAAUGCAACUACUUCAUGGACCGGAAAUGUAAAGACAAAGGCUCCUGUGCCUCCGCCUCUGCCACCGCGCCGACCGUACUGCACUGAGAAGAAACCGAAUGUCAACAGUUCACCUGUUGGUGGAAGAAAGACAAAGGCCUCAGCUCCACACUGGCACUGACCCCAUUAUCUAGGAUCCUGCAGCAUAACUCUGAAGCCGUGAAGGUAAAAGCUAUGCGUCUGACGUGACCUAGAAGGCUGCAUCCAUCAAGCAACGAUUGAUGUUAUCUAUUGUAGCUUACCAGCAGUCUUGUGACUUGUCACCUGUGUUAGAAUAACCGUAGUAGUUAGUGUAUGUAGCAACGCGUAGCAUAUAUAUAUAUAUAUAUCCACUAAUGUCUAAUUGAACCGUAGUAGAACUGCCCUGGAUUUAACUAGAACAUUGUAUAUACCUGGAAUAAUUGGAGCUUGAGUAUCGAACCAGGAGUUAUCCGCACGGUUUUGCAGGUCACAUCACAUGCUGCUUUGAACCGUUGAGAGAUGUUCAUCUGUUUGCUGUC
Messenger RNA from Zea mays, 3160 nucleotides. Its product is annotated as TPX2 (targeting protein for Xklp2) protein family. Lineage: Eukaryota; Viridiplantae; Streptophyta; Magnoliopsida; Poales; Poaceae. The record is from RefSeq and is a predicted model, not a curated record. Bases 526 to 2781 code for a protein of 751 amino acids. The transcript is spliced from 10 exons.